Molecule: messenger RNA, 1509 nt
Organism: Penicillium cosmopolitanum
Lineage: Eukaryota; Fungi; Ascomycota; Eurotiomycetes; Eurotiales; Aspergillaceae
Product: cytochrome P450
Exons: 3
Coding region: 1-1509 (502 amino acids)
Molecular function (GO): oxidoreductase activity, acting on paired donors, with incorporation or reduction of molecular oxygen; heme binding; iron ion binding
Source: RefSeq, a predicted model, not a curated record
AUGGCUCAUCUUCUCUUGCUGGAAAAUGUCUUUUCUACGAGCCACCUCGCGUCAUGGAGGUGGCUUGUUGGUCUUGUCAUAAUUGCCGCCACUAAAGUUUUAUAUAAUAUCUACUUCCAUCCACUAUCCAAAUAUCCCGGCCCGAGGCUAUAUGCGGCAAGCUCCAUUCCAAUUGCGUUGGCUCAACUACGCGGAAAUUGGCACACUAUCGCGAAAGAUGCCCAUGAUCGUUAUGGCCCUGUCGUGCGCCUGUCACCAAACGAACUUUCUUUCAUUUCCAAACAGGCAUGGCAAGAUAUCUAUGCCCGUCGUAAUGGAAAGCCUGCACUGCCUCGAGAUCGCAAGUUCUUUAAUGACAUGCUUGUUGAGCCCCAAUCAAUCACCAUGAUGAACGACGCAGACCAUUCACGACUGCGCCGAGCGCUGAAUCCGGCUUUCUCCACACGGGCGCUUCAGGGACAAGAGCCCAUUCUGCAGGCCAACGUUGAUCUUUUGAUGAAGCAACUGCAAGCUCGUGGGGAGAAAGGUAUUUCCUCCGAUCUGAGAACAUGGUACAACUAUACAACUUUUGACCUCAUUGGGGAUUUGGCCUUCGGGGAGAAUUUCGACUGCCUCGCAACUUCACGCUUUCAUGAAUGGGUGGAACUCGUCCUGGACCACUUCUACACGUCGACCUUGCUGCAUGUCGUGCAUCGUUUCUCUCCGCUCCACAAAGUGCUGGCAAUGCUCCUUCCUGCAUCUCUCAUGGAAAAACGGCGAAAGCACUCUGAGAUGGCACUUGAAAAGAUUCGCCGACGCACUUCACAAAUAUCUAGUGAACGGAAUGAUUUUGCGGAGCAUCUGAUGCGAGCUGUUGGCGAGGGAACAAUAAUCUCUGCCGAACUGGACAGCCAGGCUACCAUUUUGAUUCUGGCUGGCAGCGAAACAACUUCCAUUGCCUUGACUUAUGCUACAUACUUUUUGAUGACACAUCGUGAUGCUCUGGAGAGACUUAUGACAGAGUUGAGGGCGAACUUCAGCUGUGAAGAUGACAUUGACAUACUAAGCCUCAAUCGUCUUGAGUACCUACAAGCUAUUCUUCAAGAAAGCCUGCGUUGCCAACCACCAAUUGCCAAUGGCUUUCCUCGACAGACGCCGAAGGAUGGCGCUAUUGUAGAUGGCCAUGUUCUGCCAGCUGGAGUCAGUGUCAAUGUCCACCAAUGGGCGGCAUUUCAGUCUUCUGAUAACUUUUCUCAGCCGGAGAAAUUUAUUCCGGAGCGAUGGUUGGGAGAUGCUCGAUUCCUCAAAGAUAACCUAGAUGCCUGUCAGCCCUUCUCAGUGGGACCCAGAAACUGCAUCGGAAAGAAAUUUGCUUACGACAGCAUGAAGCUGAUUCUAUCUCGACUACUUUGGCGAUUCGAUCUAGAAUUCGAAAACAAAAGCGAUAAGACAAAUUGGCUUCAAGAUCAAGCGGCGUUCGCAUCGUUUCAUCCCCCGUCCUUGAAUGUGGUUCUGCAGAAGAGGGCCUAG